UCAUGAAAUGGUAAUUAAAUUUUCGUAAAGUAUAGAUAAAAAUGUAUAUAUAAUUAUCGUUAUUGCGGACGGAGUGCAUCGGGUACGGGGGCACGUGCCCCCAACUAAUUUUAAAAUUUUCUUUAACAAAUGAUGUAAGUACAUAUAAGUGCCCCCAACUGAAAGAAAAAAUACAAUGAAAACUUUGUUGUGCCCCCUAUUAAAUCUACUUCUGCAUCCGCCCUUGGUUAAGAGUAUUGAUGAGUUGUUUAUAAUUAGGUUAUGGAAAAGACCAGAGAAGGAGGUCGCAGUUGUUAGCCAUGGCAUAGUGUUGCAGCAUAUGUUGUAUGUGUUCGCAAACGAUUGUGACAAGUCAAUUAGACAUGACCUUUGCAAGAGGUUAUACAAAAUUUAUUUUUUCCAAAUAUGGACGAACUUUAAUUCCUUGUAUAAAAUUUAUAAUUGUUUGGUCAUAAUAUGGCAUGUGUUCUCUUAUAGGUUUGCUAAUUGCGAAAUUCGUACUGUCGUGAUUGUAGACAAAGGGUUAGUGUGACUUAAUCAAUUUGUUUUAAUUAUAAUAUACAUUUCUUGACCCUCAUUAGUGUUUUUUUUUUUUUUUUGACAUCAUCCUCAUUAGCGUGUUAUUUAUGUUUUUACUUUUCAGAAUGAGUACGGAAAAUUGAUUACGCGAAGAAGGUUUCAAAAGAGUUUACUGACUCAUUAAAACAACAUUGCAGAAGUUGCUAAUAAUAUUCAUUUUAUUGUUUUAUUCUUGAAGCUCAAUAUUGUUAAGUUGAGCUUCUUCUUCUAUUUGCUUAAACCCCUCGUUUAUCUAUUUUUAUUUUUCAUAUUUUUGUUUGUUUAGGAGUUGUAUUAAGUAAAUGAAAUUAAACUAAUUACAUGAUUAUGUUAAUAAAAUGCGAAGACCUAUUUGCCUAUUGGUUACGAGUCUCCGUGUUAGAGCUAUUGUCAAUGGAGUGUAGAAAUUUUUGUUUUUUUGGCAUCAUGCAUGGAAUUUUUUUUUUGAAAACUAAAAGUUUUUGCAUGAAACAAUCUCAUAAAGCGUGAGAUCUUUAUUUUAAACUUAGCUUAUAUAUAGGCUCAAUGUCCUAGUUUCGUCAUUGAAUAAGAAAAUAAACACAAACAUUUGAGAUUUGACAAGAAUUUAGUUGAUUUUAAUUUGUAUGAGCGGUUAACAAAAACUAAUGAUGAUCUUUGAAACAAGAUUUUGCAAUAACAAAAAAAACGCACACAAAUCCGACAUUUCUGUCAAAAGUAAUUAUCUAUUUCACUAAAAAUCAUAACAAAAUAGAAACACCACAAAAUUUUCAAAAAUAAGUGAUAAUUCUCCAAUAAAGAAAAGAUCUUAUAGUAUAUGCUUUUACUAUAAAUAGUUUUUUUCUGACUUUAAAAUUUAAAAUAAUGAAGUAGCAUUAUGAGGAUUAUUUCCCGCUUUAUAAGGCGACGAGUUAGUUAAAGCGUGGUUUAAUUCUUUUCAACUAACUCUUCGAUUUUCCCGGGAACUGAACUGACACACUCUGAUUAUUUUAUUUUUCUAUUGACCAGAUUAUAUAUCACAGAUUCAUGAAUCUUUUUUAAAGAUUCUCACAAUAUUCACCGACUCCUUCACCUCUUCAUAACCCUAGUUCUGGCCACACACCACCCAACAAACAACAAUGGCUGCGCUUGAGUUACACAAGCCCGAGAUCGACGAAGAAGAAGACGAAUCUUCCGUGGAGGAGGUCCGUCUCACAGUUUCCAACGAAGAUGAUCCUUCUCUGCCCGUGUGGACGUUUCGCAUGUGGUUUCUUGGUCUUCUCUCUUGCGUCCUCCUCUCGUUUCUCAACACUUUCUUCGGUUACAGGACGCAGCCACUCAUGAUCACCAUGAUCUCCGUUCAAGUCGUCACGUUGCCUUUAGGGAAGAUCAUGGCUCGGAUCUUGCCCGAGACCAAGUACCGGAUCGGGUCUUGGGAGUUUUCUUUUAACCCGGGUCCGUUUAACGUGAAGGAGCACGUGUUGAUCUCCAUGUUUGCUAAUGCUGGUGCUGGUUUUGGAUCUGGCACUGCUUAUGCCGUUGGGAUCGUUGAUAUCAUCAUGGCGUUUUACAAGAGGAAGAUCAGUUUCUUGGCUAGUUGGAUUCUUGUUAUCACCACUCAGAUUCUUGGGUAUGGUUGGGCUGGUAUCAUGAGAAAGCUUGUGGUGGAUCCUGCUCAGAUGUGGUGGCCGACGAGUGUUCUUCAAGUCUCUCUGUUUCGUGCGCUUCAUGAGAAGGACAAGGCGAGGAUGUCAAGAGGAAAGUUCUUUGUGAUAGCGUUUGUAUGUAGCUUCGCAUGGUACAUUUUCCCAGCUUACUUGUUCCUGACGUUAUCAUCAAUCUCUUGGGUUUGCUGGGCGUUCCCUAAGUCCAUCACAGCACAGCAAAUAGGCUCCGGGAUGUCAGGACUCGGACUUGGUUCUUUCGCGCUUGACUGGUCUGUCAUAGCUUCUUACCUUGGAAGCCCGCUUGUGACUCCUUUCUUUGCCAUCGUCAACGUCCUCGUUGGUUACGUUCUGAUCAUGUAUAUGGUUAUACCAGUAUCAUAUUGGGGCAUGAACGUUUAUGAAGCACACAAGUUCCCUAUCUUCUCCUCUGAUCUGUUUGAUUCACAAGGGCAGCUUUAUAACAUCUCCACCAUUGUUAAUGACAAGUUUGAGUUGGAUGAAGUGAUGUAUCAACAAGAAGGUAGGGUUUAUCUCAGUACGUUCUUUGCUAUCACUUAUGGGAUUGGUUUCGCCGCAAUCGUUUCUACACUCACUCAUGUUGCUCUCUUCAAUGGAAAGGGAAUAUGGCAACAAGUGAGAGCUUCAGCCACUGCUAAAGUAGACAUACACACAAGGUUGAUGAAGAAGUACAAAGACAUACCAAGUUGGUGGUUUUAUAGCAUGCUUGCUGUCUCAUUGGCACUAUCUCUUGUCCUAUGCACUGUUAUGAAAGAUGAGAUCCAAAUGCCAUGGUGGGGACUUCUCCUAGCAUCAUUCAUGGCCUUAAUCUUCACCGUACCAGUCAGCAUUAUCACAGCCACUACUAAUCAAACUCCAGGUCUAAACAUCAUCACAGAAUAUCUCAUGGGUGUGUUGUUACCAGGGAGACCAAUAGCCAACGUAGUCUUCAAGACAUACGGUUACAUAAGCAUGUCACAAGCCAUUUCAUUCCUCAACGACUUUAAGCUAGGCCAUUACAUGAAGAUACCGCCGAGAUCGAUGUUCUUGGUUCAGUUCAUAGGAACAAUCAUAGCCGGAACGGUGAAUAUAUCAGUGGCGUGGUACUUGCUUACAUCGGUGGAAAACAUCUGCCAGAAAGAGCUGCUCCCACCAAACAGUCCGUGGACGUGUCCUAGCGACAGAGUUUUCUUCGACGCGUCGGUGAUUUGGGGAUUAGUGGGACCAAAGAGAAUCUUUGGUCGGCUAGGGAACUAUCCAGCCCUAAACUGGUUCUUCUUAGGGGGACUAGUGGGACCAGUGCUAGUGUGGCUUCUCCAAAAGGCGUUUCCGACGAGGACAUGGAUCUCGCAGAUCAAUCUCCCCGUUCUUUUGGGCGCGACGGCCGCGAUGCCGCCGGCGACGAGCGUGAACUUCAACUGCUGGAUCAUAGUUGGAGUUGUGUUCAAUUACUUUGUGUUCAAGAACUACAAGAAGUGGUGGCAGAGGUAUAACUACGUGUUGUCCGCGGCUUUGGAUGCGGGGUUGGCGUUCAUGGGAGUGUUGUUGUACUUUAGUUUGACGAUGAAUGGGAUAUCGAUAGGGCAUUGGUGGGGUGCGGAAGGUGAGAAUUGUCCUCUUGCUUCUUGUCCUACUGCUCCUGGUGUUCAUGUUGAAGGUUGUCCUGUUUUUUAAAAUGAUUUUUUAUAGAUGAUUUUUUCAUUUUUUUUCAAAGAUAUUUGUUUGGUUUACAUUUUAGAUUUUUAAAUAUGAAAAUAUAAGGGUUUGAUAUGAUUAGAGAGUAAUGAUAUUUUCUUUUCAGUUUCAAACGUUGGUCUAUUAAUCUUUUACACUAUAAUUAAUUAACAAAGACUAC
This is a messenger RNA of Brassica rapa (field mustard), 4035 nucleotides long. RefSeq names its product oligopeptide transporter 2. Lineage: Eukaryota; Viridiplantae; Streptophyta; Magnoliopsida; Brassicales; Brassicaceae. Gene Ontology annotation, molecular function: oligopeptide transmembrane transporter activity. Gene Ontology annotation, biological process: transmembrane transport. The record is from RefSeq and is a predicted model, not a curated record.